AUGUUCUCACCUGUCCUUCGUUUAACGGUUUUACAAUGCAUAUUUAUGCAUCUUCUUAACGUCGUUUCGUGUAGUUCUGAUGAAUAUCGAUUGCUUUCCGAUCUCCGCCACAAUUAUGAUCCAUAUGAAAGACCAGUUGCUAACUCAAGCGAACCUCUGGUUGUUUCUGUGAAAAUCUAUUUGCAACAAAUCCUCGAUGUAGAUGAAAAAAAUCAAGUAAUAACACUAGUUGCUUGGAUAGAGUACCAAUGGACAGAUUAUAAACUAAAAUGGGAUCCUUCUGAAUAUGGAAGUAUUAAAGAUAUUCGCAUUCCGGGUAAUGCGAAUGCCAUUUGGAAACCAGAUGUUUUGCUAUACAACAGUGCUGAUGAGAAUUUUGAUUCAACAUAUCCAGUUAACUAUGUUGUUAGUUAUACUGGUGAUGUACUUCAAGUUCCGCCUGGAAUACUGAAACUUUCAUGCAAAAUUGACAUUACAUAUUUUCCAUUUGAUGAUCAGAUGUGUCACUUGAAGUUUGGAUCAUGGACAUACAGUGGUAAUUUUAUCGAUUUGCGAAUCAAUGGGCCAGAAGGCAAAAACAUUUCUGAAGAAGGGAUUGAUAUUCAAUAUUAUGUGCAAAAUGGAGAAUGGAAUUUGCUUGCUGUACCAGCAAGACACGAAACAAACAUUUUUGAUGAACAGCCUUACCCAUCACUGUUUUUCUAUUUGGUCAUCCAACGGAGAACCCUUUAUUAUGGCUUGAAUUUAAUUAUUCCAUCAUUUCUUAUAUCACUGAUGACGGUUCUAGGAUUUACUUUACCUCCUGAUGCAGGUGAAAAGAUCACACUAGAGAUUACUAUUCUUCUAUCGGUUUGUUUCUUUUUGAGUAUGGUAGCUGAUAUGACACCACCAACUUCGGAAGCUGUUCCACUGAUAGGAGCGUUUUUCUCUUGCUGCAUGUUAGUUGUGUCAGCGUCAGUUGUCUUCACUGUCCUCGUUUUGAACCUUCACAACCGUAAACCGGAAACUCAUGAGAUGAGCCCAUUCCUCCGCGAGCUCCUUCUCAUUUGGUUUCCCUGGUUCUUGAUGAUGAGGCGACCUGGGACAACGGUCUUUAAUCGAAACUUAAUCAAAGCACAGCAGGCCGAAGAAAAAGCUCGUAAAGAAACGGCAAAAAAUAGUAAUUUGAUUUCAAAAACGGACCUUGUCCGUCCAUCCGAUAGUUUGUCUUUAAUGAAGACAAUCAAGGCUGCAAAGAAAGAUACGUCUUUCGACUUUGAUGAAGAAAUUCACAUUCAUCACAAUCAUCUGACACCGCUAACGCGAAGUGUUGGACCGCAACUCACGUUUUCGAAAAUCAUGAACGAUUCAUUUUCGGACGACGGUGUUAUGCAAGAAUUGAAUAAAUAUAUGCAGAAGGCUUGCCUUGAAUUAAAAAAUAUAUCCUCCCAAAUAAAAGUAAUGCGUAAGCGAAUGGAAGAAGAUGAGCGAGAUGAACAAGCAGCAAACGACUGGAAAUUCGCAGCAAUGGUUGUCGACCGAAUGUGUCUCAUUACAUUUACAAUUUUCAUUGGCGUGAGCACAUGUGGUAUAAUGUUUAGUUCACCGCAUUUAAUUGCAUAA
Caenorhabditis bovis is the source of this 1602-nucleotide messenger RNA. NCBI's taxonomy places the organism in Eukaryota, Metazoa, Nematoda, Chromadorea, Rhabditida, Rhabditidae. The record is from the annotation of a GenBank genome assembly.